AUGGACAACGAAGACGAUGACCGCAAAAAAACUAAGUCGUCUUCCAAAGAAAUUGGUAAUUCCGAUGACAAGGAAACCAAGACUUCAACGAAAUCAUCGACAAAGCCGUCAGCCAAAGAUUCUAGUCCUGAUGACGAUGAUAAGAAAACUGAAACUAAAACGUCUACAAAGCCAUCGGAAAAGUCAUCAUCCAAAGGUUCCGGUUCCGGUGUUGAAGACGAUAAGAAAAGUGAAACCAAGACUGCUACAAAGUCAUCGACAAAACCAUCAUCCAAGGAUGCUGGUUCUGAUGCUGAAGAUGAUAAGAAAAGUGAAACCAAGACGGCGACCAAGUCGUCAUCUAAAGAUGUCGAUUCCGGUGAUGUAGACGAUAAGAAAAGUGAAACCAAGACGGCGACCAAGUCGUCAUCUAAAGAUGUCGAUUCCGGUGAUGUAGACGAUAAGAAAAGUGAAACCAAGACUGCGACCAAGUCGUCUAAAGAUGUCGAUUCCGGUGAUGUAGACGAUAAGAAAAGUGAAACCAAGACGGCGACCAAGUCGUCAUCUAAGGAUGUCGAUUCCGGUGAUGUAGACGAUAAGAAAAGUGAAACCAAGGCGUCUACAAAGUCAUCGACAAAGCCUUCAUCGUCCGAUGCUGAAGGUGAUAAGAAAAUCGAAACAAAGACGUCUACAGAGCCAUCGGAAAAGUCAUCAUCCAAAGAUGCUGGCUCUGAUGCUGAAGGUGGUAAGAAAAGUGAAGCCAAGACGUCUACAAAGUCAUCAUCCAAAGAUGCUGGCUCUGAUGCUAAAGGUGGUAAGAAAAGUGAAGCCAAGACGACGAAGGCGUCUACAAAGUCAUCAUCCAAAGAUGCUGGUUCUGAUGCUGAAGGUGAUAAGAAAAGUGAAAUCAAGGCGUCUACAAAGUCAUCGACAAAACCAUCAUCCAAAGAUGCUGGUUCUGAUGCUGAAGGCGAUAAGAAAAGUGAAACCAAGACGUCUACAAAGUCAUCAUCCAAAGGUACUGGCUCCGAUGCCGAAGACGAUAAGUCCACAAAGUCAUCGACCAAGCCAUCACCCAAAGGUGGUGAUAAGGAAUCGGGCAAAGAUGAGAUCAGCGAGAGAAAAUUACCCGGUAAGUCAUCGGGAGGGGACAAAACAGGGAAGAAGGAUGAAGUGCCGUCGACUAGUGAGCUGAUGAGUAGCGCGAAGGUAAUAGCGUCAGCAGCGCAGGGGGAGAAGGUGGAGAAGGCCGAGUUGGCCGGGGCGGCGAGUAACCUUCUCGGCGCGGCCAACCAUUAUGGCAAACUUGAGGAGAGUGGGAUGGGCAAGUAUCUGACUAAGGCCGAGGAUAUGCUUCGUAAGAUGGGUCAGAAAUCUGAUUCCGAGUCUGACGCUAGUGCUGGUAAGACUAAGAAGAAGACUAGUAAGGACGACGAAGAUGACGAGCCAAAGAAAUCAGGGAAGAAGCCAGCUGCCAAAGAUGAUGAGGAAGAAGAAGGUGGUGGAGGGUUUGGAGAUUUCAUGAAGAUGGCCAAAGGUUUCUUGAAGGGUUGUCGGAGCGCGUAGCUGGGCAGCGUUGUUGGUGCAAUAGUGGUAGAGGUAGCGGUGUUUAGGUUCCUGGUUUGGCCGAUCUGCGGCGGUGGAGGCGUGGUUGCGGAUGUCCCGAGCCAGACGGCUGACAGUGCUAUGGUGAUGCUGAGGAGGGAGCCUUCUCACUUAGGUUUGCAUUGGGCGAAGGGGUGCACCUGUCUUAGUUGAGGCCUGAGAGAGUUUGAUCAAUCUCUGCUUCGAACUGCUAGGGUUCUUGUUAGAAUAAAAGUUUAAGGCUAGCUUCCUUGUAAAGGUGGGUUCUUUUUUGUUUUA
Argentina anserina (silverweed cinquefoil) is the source of this 1842-nucleotide messenger RNA. RefSeq lists its product as uncharacterized. Gene Ontology annotation, biological process: response to heat; regulation of abscisic acid biosynthetic process. The coding region runs from base 1 to 1545 and encodes 514 amino acids. NCBI's taxonomy places the organism in Eukaryota, Viridiplantae, Streptophyta, Magnoliopsida, Rosales, Rosaceae. The record is from RefSeq and is a predicted model, not a curated record. The transcript has 2 exons.